This is a messenger RNA of Coffea arabica (coffee), 2482 nucleotides long. RefSeq names its product probable E3 ubiquitin-protein ligase ARI7. Gene Ontology annotation, molecular function: zinc ion binding; ubiquitin-protein transferase activity. The record is from RefSeq and is a predicted model, not a curated record. NCBI's taxonomy places the organism in Eukaryota, Viridiplantae, Streptophyta, Magnoliopsida, Gentianales, Rubiaceae. Gene Ontology annotation, biological process: protein ubiquitination.
CUUUCGGCAUCGGGCCCCCGGUAUUAUUCUUUUGUCCACCUCUUCCGUCAUCUUCACACCUUCUCCCAUUUCCCCAUCCCCUCCAUGCCUUCAAGUCCUAAUUCCUAUUCCUGUUUUUCAUAGCCUUGAUUAAGCCCUCAAGAGAUCCUCUAACCUAAUCAUGAUGCUGUACCGAGGGUUUUUCCCAGGAUUUUGCAAGAAUUUUUUUUAAAUUUUGGUAGUUUUGUUAACUUGAGAUGGAAUCGGAGGAUGAUAUGCACGACGCCAACGACGCGGAGUCGGGCGACGAUGAUUUCUACAGCGGAAUGGAUAGCGACGGAGACUAUGAUUACGACUACGGCGCUGCCGAUUACGAGUUUAUGGGUAACGAGAUUGAUGACUCAGAUGAUAUCAUUGAUAGUCGUGGCCAGAAGAGUUACACCAUCUUGAAGGAAGAAGAUAUACGUCAACGUCAAGAAGAUGACAUCAUGAGAAUUUCGACCGUUCUCUCUGUAUCAAGAGAAGUGGCUUGUCUACUGUUGCGGCGUUAUAAUUGGAGUGUUAAUAAUGUGCAUGAGGAAUGGUUUGCCCAUGAAGAACGAGUCCGCUUGGCUGUUGGUUUAUUGGAGAAGCCUGUUGUUCAAUCCUCAAAUGCCAAGGAGGUUGCCUGUGGGAUUUGUUUUGAGAACUAUCCUCUUGACAAGAUAAGUGCUCCUGCAUGCGGUCAUUCUUUUUGUAAUACAUGCUGGCAAGCUUACAUUAGCACAUCUAUCAAUGAUGGCCCUGGUUGCUUGACGCUGAGGUGUCCUGAUCCCUCCUGCUAUGCUGCUGUUGGACAAGAAAUGAUUGCUAGGCUGGCGUCUGAUGAAAAUAAGGAUAAAUAUUAUCGUUACCUUCUUAGAUCAUAUAUAGAAGACAACAGGAAGACCAAGUGGUGUCCAGCCCCAGGUUGUGAUCAUGCUGUUGAAUAUGUGGUUGGAAGUGGGAGCUAUGAUGUUACUUGUAGUUGUUCAUAUAGCUUUUGUUGGAAUUGUACAGAGGAAGCUCAUCGCCCUGUGGACUGUGAGACUGUGGCUAAGUGGAUUUUGAAAAACAGUGCCGAGUCAGAAAACAUGAACUGGAUAUUGGCGAAUUCUAAGCCUUGUCCAAAGUGCAAACGUCCAAUUGAGAAGAAUCAAGGUUGCAUGCACAUGACUUGCACACCACCUUGCAAGUUUGAAUUUUGCUGGCUAUGUCUUGGUGUAUGGUCAGAACAUGGUGAGAGGACAGGUGGUUUCUAUGCUUGCAACCGUUAUGAGGCAGCAAAGCAGGAGGGGGUGUAUGAUGAAGCCGAACGCAGGAGGGAGAUGGCCAAGAAUUCUCUGGAGAGAUAUACUCACUACUAUGAGCGGUGGGCAACCAACCAGUCGUCAAGGCAAAAAGCUCUAGCGGAUUUGCACCUAAUGCAAACUGUGCAUCUGGAAAAGUUGAGUGAAAUACAAUGCCAACCUGAGUCACAGUUGAAGUUCAUAAUUGAAGCUUGGCUUCAGAUAGUAGAAUGUCGGAGGGUUCUAAAAUGGACAUAUGCUUAUGGCUAUUACCUACCUGAGCAUGAGCACACCAGGAGACAGUUUUUUGAGUACUUGCAAGGGGAAGCAGAGGCUGGUUUAGAGAGGCUCCAUCAGUGUGCAGAAAAGGAACUACAGAAUUACCUCCAGGCUGAAGGUCCUUCGAAGGAUUUCAAUGAUUUUCGCACGAAGUUAGCUGGUCUGACUAGUGUGACCCGAAACUACUUCGAGAACCUGGUCAGAGCAUUAGAAAAUGGUCUUUCGGAUGUGGACUCACAAGGAUCUUGUAGCAAGACAUCAAGCUCAAAAAAUGCAACUGCUAGCAGCAAGGGAAAAGGUGGUGGCAAGGGAAAGGGGUCUUCCAAGACAGGAGGGUCUAGCAGAAACCUUGAUGAUUCUGGUAAUUGGGCAUGUGAUCAGUGCACGUAUUCAAAUGUUAAGUCUGCAACUGCAUGCCAAAUGUGCCAGCAUCGUCGGUGAAAGAGUCCUCAAAUGGUUUUGCUUGGACAAUAUACCUUUUGGAACAACAUAAGACGACUUGCAGAAGAAUUGCAAGGAGUAAUUUAAUCUAUUAUUUGAAGGUGAGGAGGAUUUCGAGAUAGAUCUGAGAAAAGUGGCAGCCAUAUCAUUUAUCUCACGUUUGUGUUGUAGAGUUGUAGUAAUUGUGCUUUCACUGUAAAUAGUUUCUGCAAAUGUAUUACCCCGACCAGCUAUGAAGCUUCUUGAUUAAGAAGGCCGACUGAUUUAACGUCACAGAGACUGCCAGUUGGGUACAAAAUAUUCCCCUUUGUAUCAUUCUGGAAUGAUGUGGCUUCUUUGUAUAUGCAUGUUUAAUGGAUUAGGAUGUUUGACUAUUCACAGGGGAGUUGCCAUUAGUCCUCUUGUAAUCUUCUUAGUGUAUCCUACAUGAAGCUGGAAAGCACGGGUAAUCAAAUAUAGUCUUAGUUGAAGUGUGA